CAGACGGACAUACACACACUCUCACCCCGUGACUGUCCCCGGGAUGCUAACAUGCUAGCCGCUGUCAGUUAGCACCAGGAAAGCUAAUUUACACCUUUAAUAACGUCUCCAGGUGGCAGGAUGCUAAGCUACCAGGCUAAUAAACCAGUAUUAGCUGCUGUGUGUGUUUCUAACCAGACGUUGUGUGCGUUAUCUGUGUUUAUAACCGAAUAUUUAGCCUGCUAUCAGUCUGUUUUCUGACACAUCAACAGCUAGCUAGAGCUGCGGCUAGCCGUUAGCAUGCUGCGCUAACGCCCCCGGCACUGAUGUGUCCCCCACCCGGCCCUGACAGCCACCUGAGCGACACCCCGCCGACCCGCCGUGCCGCCCUCACCUGCAUCCGGUGGAAUUCCUCCUCGGACAGAGCCUGCGACAUGGCCAUGGUUCCCGGGCUGCCAGCUAGCAGGCUCGGCUAGCGGAGGAGACGGAGAGCCGCACAGAGGGACGGACAGGCAGGAGGUCUCACUCCGAGGAUGAUUCUGAGGACCGGAGGCAGCCAGGCAGUGUCACUCUGACCCUGUUUACUGGACCAGGUGUCUGAGGACGUGGACCUGCUGUCUGAGGACGUGGACCUGCUGUCUGAGGACGUGGACCUGCUGUCUGAGGACGUGGACCUGCUGUCUGAGGACGUGGACCUGCUGUCUGAGGACAUGGACCUGUUGUCUGAGCUGCUGUCCCACCUGGAGGCUGCCGACCAUCUGGAGGUGGAGCAGCAGUACAGCAUGGUGCGUUCACAGUCCGUGGCGUUAAAGAGAGAACUGAGUCUGAGCAGUGAAGCCGGAGCUCUGAAGGAGAACAUCAAGAAGAACCGCUACAAAGACAUCUUGCCCUACGACCAGUCUCGGGUUAUUUUAUCUCUGCUGACAUCAGACUCUGACUCUGAUUACAUCAACGCCAGCUUCAUCCAGGGGGCAUCCUCCUCCUCCCCCUACAUCGCCUGUCAGGGUCCUCUUAGCUCCACUGUGACUGAUUUCUGGAGGAUGAUCUGGCAGCAUGAAGUAAAGGUGAUAGUCAUGGCCUGCAGGGAGGUGGAGAUGGGGAAGAAAAAGUGUGAACGUUACUGGACUGAAGCUCAUCAGUCGACGUCAUUCGGACCUUUUACCGUCACAAACGUGGAGGAAACUCGACCCAAUGAAGACGUGGUGAUCAGAGAACUGACAGUUUCUUACCUGCAGAUGAGCCGUUCUCUGAUCCAGUAUCAGUUCUUAUCGUGGCCGGAUCACGACGUUCCCUCUGAGACUUCUGGAGUUCUGGACCUGCUGGACCGAGUCAGGACCAGCCAGGGGACGCACAGCUCCCCACUGUUGGUACACUGCAGUGCCGGCUGUGGGAGGACUGGAGUCAUCUGUGCUCUUGACUACAUCCAUGACCUGCUGGUUACCAAGCAGCUGACGGCAGACUUCAGCAUCAUGGACGUUGUGUUGUUUCUCCGCAGACAGAGACCAUCAGCUGUUCAGACGAAGGAACAAUAUCUGUUCAUCUUCACCGCCGUCAUCUCCAUGUUCAAGAACUUCCUUCAACCGUCGGCCUCUGAGCUCUACAACAUCUCCCAGGUGGAACUACCAACCUCAGAGCCGAAGAAACCACAGAAGAAAAACUCAAUAGCAGCUUCUUCCACCAACAGACGGUCGAAGCAGGUUGAGAUGAACGAUACGUACGCUGUGGUCAACAAGCCCCGGCAGCCCCUCCCACCACCGUCAGGCCCCGCCUACUCUGUGGUCAACAAGCCCAAGUCCAGCAGGACGAUGCCGGCCUCCCAUCACUAUGACAAUGAACCCUCCGGAGCCCCAGCAGCUCCCAUCUACAGCACUGUCAAACCACGAGCGAGUCCUCACAGCUUCCCCAGGUCGACCACACCCAUCUAUGACAUCGCAGCGCCGUCCAGUCAGAGGCCCAAUGAGGGGCGGGACUAUCACCUGGUGUCGGCUGAACAUCUUUCCCUGUCUGAUAACGACUACGAAGAUUUCUCCUCUUCAGUCUCAGACGUGACCAGUUUCUGCUCACCUGGAAGUAUUGGGUUUAACUGUCGUGUUCAGAAGCCCAGAGGACCCAGAGAUCCUCCAGCUGAGUGGAGCCGACUGGAGAGAUGAACUGGUUUAACUGGCCUUUACUGGUUUCCAGUGGACUGAACUAGACUGAACCAGUGCCUGAAGAGAAAGAGAUUAUUUAGAAUUUGUGUUUGGCUUAAAUAUUUUUGAUUUACCAACACAUUAAUGGAUGUCAGGUCUUCUAAACUACAUUUAACCUCCUCAACCUGGUGUUUUAUUGUCUUUAGGAUGAUGAUUCUUCACUGUGUGCCAUUUAAAAGUGCAAAGACAUGUUUUUAUAUGAUUUCUUCAUUUUAUGACACAAGCAGGCAUUAAACCAAAUAUUAAAAAGAAAUGACAAACCUAUCUUGCCUUCAUUUGUAGGAAAUGUGACCCCAAUAAAUUAACUUUUGACAAUAACAAAAA
This is a messenger RNA of Amphiprion ocellaris (clown anemonefish), 2492 nucleotides long. It is a transcript of the gene ptpn18, whose product is annotated as protein tyrosine phosphatase non-receptor type 18. The transcript has 17 exons. Gene Ontology annotation, biological process: peptidyl-tyrosine dephosphorylation. Gene Ontology annotation, cellular component: nucleus; cytoplasm. Lineage: Eukaryota; Metazoa; Chordata; Actinopteri; Pomacentridae. The record is from RefSeq and is a predicted model, not a curated record. Gene Ontology annotation, molecular function: non-membrane spanning protein tyrosine phosphatase activity. Bases 690 to 2129 code for a protein of 479 amino acids.